AAUAAAAUUGUUAGUUGUUGGGGUCUAUUUGAUAAUUAUGCCAAUCAGAUACAGAAGUGAGUUGAUAAAGGAAUCAAAUAAAGUUUCAAAGCCAUUAAACCUCUUACCUGUGAUAUUUGGAAUUAAUAAUAAAUCAAUUUUGAGUUGGUUGUGUAAAAUGAGAAUUUCCACUUAUAGAAUUAUUACAUUAUGAUUAGGGGUUUGCCUGGAUAGGAUGAUUAUAAUCAAGAUUUAUAAUUAAAACAUCUGAAGUGAAUUUCUUUUUAAUUGUUUAUCUAGCAGUUGUAAAAUCAUUAUAUAAAAUGCAUUAGAGGAAGUAAUUCCAAUUAUUUUAUUGCCGAAUUUUUGUUUGACAAUAAAUGGAACUAGUCUCUUGGCAAAAAUUAAAAUAUAAAAAUGAAUGCAAUUCGAUAUACAUUUAUAAAAUAAGAUGUAAUUAGUAAUUAUUAAAUUUAGACUGAAUAGUUAGUAAAGAGUUAAAUUUCUUUAUUAUUUAAAGUCUCAUUUGUAAUUAGUGUAAUUCAAAAUCUCAUUCGAUUCAAAAAUUAAAAUAUUUGUAGAAGAAAGAAAUCAAAGUUUAUCAGAAAUCAAAAUGGGAGAAUUACAAUUUAGUAAAUACCAUAUGAUAUGAGUAUUCAUUUUAACAAUUAUUGA
This is a messenger RNA of Paramecium octaurelia, 654 nucleotides long. The record is from the annotation of a GenBank genome assembly. NCBI's taxonomy places the organism in Eukaryota, Ciliophora, Oligohymenophorea, Peniculida, Parameciidae.